Molecule: messenger RNA, 3933 nt
Organism: Cuculus canorus (common cuckoo)
Lineage: Eukaryota; Metazoa; Chordata; Aves; Cuculiformes; Cuculidae
Gene: TRPV1
Product: transient receptor potential cation channel subfamily V member 1
Exons: 18
Coding region: 1261-3789 (842 amino acids)
Biological process (GO): calcium ion import across plasma membrane
Cellular component (GO): membrane
Molecular function (GO): calcium channel activity; protein binding
Source: RefSeq, a predicted model, not a curated record
AACACGCCUUCUCGCUCAUUACAGUGGAAAAAAAAAAAGCUUGCAUUUAAUGUCUGUUUCUGGGUGUUUGCAUUUCAUUGCUCAGUCAUUGCCAUUUGUGAAAUGAGAAGUAAUUAUCACAUAAAAUUUGGCUGAGUGAUUAGGAAAGAUCCAUUAACUUUCUGCUUAAAAAGAUACCUCAUGUGAGGUUCAUUUUCCUCGUAGGAAAUAUGUUUGGAAGCAGUAGGAGAGAAGAGUAGUGCUGUAACGUAGUCUGAUGCUUUCAUUAGAAACUUCUUGUCCUUAAACUGUCCCACAAUAUACAUAUAUACAUAGAGGCAGCAGAGCAGGAUGCCAGCCUUGUUUGGGAAGUUUGGUGGCUCCUGCACAGAACGAAUGCUGGUUUUUCCAUUGAUUUCCAUUUGAAACCCAAACAUGAUUAGUAUUUUGAGAUAUGGUCUACAAAAAUAAUUUGUUCUGGUGAUACAGUGCAUAGCUAUUUUAGUGUGUUUCUGAUUCUCCCCUCAUCAAAUUGAGCUUUAAUAUGGCAGCUGCCAGGCUAGACUCUAACCUAAUUUUAAUGUUAAAUAUUGUUCAUGCAAAUUCCCUUAAAGCUUAUAAGUUUAGAUAAGAUGGAUGUACACCUUUUUGCUCAAAUGAGACUGGGAGGCAAAUAAGAUCAUUUAAUGUUAUCUAGAUAAAACUUCAUUACUUAGAAACAUAUUUUGAUUGUAAUAUGGGAAUGUAUUUCUAUCUUGCACGUGGACUGAUGCAUUUCUGUAGCAAGAAACCUGUUCUGAGGUCUUAAUUACAGAGAUGCAAAGGAGCUGAUGCCUGGAGUGGGAGAAGAAAGAGAAGGAGAGCUUAGUCAAACGGACCAGCGAGAAGCUAGAGGCUGAAUAAGGGAAAGCCUCCACUGAUCUGUAUAGUUUUCUUAUUGAGUUUCUGCUUUGGAAAUGGUGAAGAAGAUAAUUGUAAUGUUCAGUGAGAUGCUCUGCUUAGCAAAGCUCCAGGAGCACCGUUUGAGGACCUGGCUUAGUGUGAACUUCUCUUGAUUCAAAAAUCAUCAGGCACAUAGAACACUUUUGAAGACGAAUGAAGUGGAGAAGCAAACUCUGAGGUGUUUUCAGUCCACGCGCCUUGGAGGAGGAAUAUCUGGCACCAAAUUCCUAUAGACCUGAGUGUGUUUACAGAGAUUGGACUGUUUUGUGGAAGACAGGACUUUUUGCAAUAUUUAGUGAUUCUAAGGACACAAGGAACUUGAAAGACUGCCUGCUCAUCAUGUCUUCCAUUCUUGUGAAGAUGAAGAAAUUAGGCAGUUCUGAUAUGGAGGAAUCUGAAGUGACAGAUGAACACACAGAUGGGGAGGACUCCAUACUGGAAACACCUGACAGCGUCCAGGGUGCACCCAGCACCAAGGUGCAGCCACCCAAAAGCAACAUCUUUGCAAGACGUGGGCGGUUUGUGAUGGGUGAUAGCGACAAGGACAUGGCUCCCAUGGACUCCCUUUACCAGAUGGAUCACCUGGUGGCACCUUCUGUCAUCAAAUUUCAUGCCAAUUUGGAGAGGGGUAAACUUCACAAGCUCCUUUCUAUAGAUUCCAUCACAGGCUGCUCAGAAAAAGCUUUCAAAUUUUAUGACCGCAGAAGGAUCUUUGAUGCUGUAGCCCAAGGCAACACAAGGGACCUGGAGGAUCUGCUACUGUAUCUUAAUAGAACCUUGAAGCAUCUCACAGAUGAUGAAUUCAAAGAGCCAGAAACUGGGAAAACUUGCUUACUGAAAGCCAUGCUGAAUCUGCAUGAUGGGAAAAAUGAUACCAUUCCCUUGCUGCUGGAUAUUGCAAGGAAAACUGGAACUCUGAAGGAGUUUGUUAAUGCAGGGUAUACUGACAACUACUACAAGGGUCAGACUGCACUUCACAUUGCCAUUGAGAGGAGGAACAUGUAUCUAGUGAAGCUCUUGGUCCAGAACGGAGCAGAUGUUCAUGCAAGAGCCUGUGGGGAGUUCUUCAGGAAAAUCAAAGGGAAACCUGGCUUUUAUUUCGGGGAGCUGCCUUUGUCCCUGGCUGCCUGCACCAACCAGCUCUGCAUUGUGAAAUUCCUCCUUGAAAAUUCCUACCAGGCAGCCGACAUCGCCGCUGAGGACUCCAUGGGCAAUACGGUCCUGCACACGCUAGUGGAGAUUGCAGAUAAUACUAAAGACAAUACCAAAUUUGUUACCAAGAUGUACAAUAACAUAUUGAUCCUUGGUGCCAAAAUUAAUCCGAUGCUGAAGCUGGAAGAGCUCAUCAACAAGAAAGGGCUAACUCCAUUGACUCUGGCAGCCAAAACAGGGAAGAUAGGGAUUUUCGCCUACAUCCUCAGAAGAGAGAUCAAAGAUCCUGAGUGCAGACACUUGUCUCGGAAGUUCACUGAAUGGGCUUAUGGACCUGUCCACUCAUCUCUUUAUGACCUGUCCUGUAUCGACACAUGUGAGAAAAAUUCAGUGCUUGAGAUAAUUGCCUACAGUAGUGAAACACCAAACCGUCAUGAGAUGCUGCUGGUGGAACCCCUUAACAGGCUGCUGCAAGACAAGUGGGACCGAUUUGUCAAACACUUAUUUUACUUCAACUUCUUUGUCUAUACUGUGCAUAUCCUUAUCCUCACCGCAGCUGCUUACUACAGACCUGUAGAGAAGAAUGAAAAGCCUCCCUUCACGUUCGGUCACAGCACUGGGGAAUAUUUUCGAGCUACUGGAGAGAUCCUGAGUGUAUUGGGAGGCCUGUAUUUUUUUUUCAGAGGGAUACAGUAUUUCAUACAGAGGCGUCCGUCGUUCAAGACACUGAUAGUUCACAGCUACAGUGAGGUUCUUUUCUUUGUUCACUCCUUGCUCAUCCUGAGCUCUGUGGUGCUGUACUUCUGUGGCCAGGAACUGUACGUGGCUUCCAUGGUCUUCUCCUUGGCACUGGGCUGGGCUAACAUGCUGUACUACACCCGUGGCUUCCAGCAGAUGGGCAUUUACUCUGUCAUGAUUGCAAAGAUGAUCCUUAGAGAUUUAUGUCGCUUCAUGUUUGUCUAUCUAGUGUUCCUGUUGGGAUUUUCUACAGCUGUGGUGACUUUAAUUGAAGAUGACAAUGAGGGGCGAGAGACAAGCAUUGAACAUACCCGAUGUUGCAAUAUGAAACGAAGCUGCCCAUCCUACAACAGUCUGUAUUAUACCUGCUUGGAACUUUUCAAGUUCACUAUUGGGAUGGGGGACCUGGAGUUCACAGAGAACUACAGGUUCAAGUCUGUGUUUGUCAUCCUUUUGCUUCUAUAUGUUAUCCUUACGUACAUCCUUCUGCUCAACAUGCUUAUUGCACUCAUGGGGGAAACUGUGAACAAAAUUGCACAGGAGAGCAAGAGCAUCUGGAAACUCCAGAGAGCCAUCACGAUCUUGGAUAUUGAAAACAGCUACUUGAACUGUGUGAGACGCUCAUUCCGGUCUGGGAAGCAAGUCUUGGUGGGGGUCACACCUGAUGGCCAAGAUGAUUACAGAUGGUGCUUUAGGGUUGAUGAAGUGAACUGGUCCACAUGGAAUACUAAUCUGGGCAAAAUCAAUGAAGACCCUGGGUACUCCGGGGACCUCAAGCGAAAUCCCAGUUACACUAUUAAGCGUGGCAGAGUUUCAGGGAAAAACUGGAAAACAUUGGUUCCACUUUUAAGAGAUGGAAGCAGGAGAGAAGAGACUCAAAAACUACCAGAAGGAGUCAAAUUAAAACCUGUCUUGGAACCUUAUUAUGAGCCAGAAGAUUGUGAGAUGUUGAAGGAGUCACUUCCAAAGUCAGCCUAAUCUAGUUCUGUUUUUAAGAAGAAGGUUAGUUCUUAGAUGCCUAUGUUGGUCCUCGCAAGCAGGGCAAUUGGAGUACUUCCUUCAAAAGCACGGGGAUUUAUGGGAAAAGGUCAGAGGAUCUAGGAAAUUACUGUGCAAGGGUUC